Messenger RNA from Chondrus crispus (carragheen), 385 nucleotides. RefSeq lists its product as hypothetical. The transcript is spliced from 3 exons. NCBI's taxonomy places the organism in Eukaryota, Rhodophyta, Florideophyceae, Gigartinales, Gigartinaceae. The record is from RefSeq and is a predicted model, not a curated record. Bases 59 to 385 code for a protein of 108 amino acids.
CGAAGAACGGGAGCUGUAAAGCUUUAGGUCGCUGAGAGAAGAUCGGUGUCAAGAGAUAAUGGGCGGCGAUGUAUAUCACGUGUGCAUAGCGAUAGAUCCAUUCGUGGUCUCUUCCGUGGGACAAAGUUUUCUUCGAUCACCAAAAUACACUCCCCCAGACUCUUUCUUUCUCUCAUUGCCUCGCAUAACGCGUCAAAGGCCUUCACAUUUUGUCGCAAUAACAGCACAGCUUCCAACACAGCCCACCUUGCCUGAUCCUUUACAGCCCGUACCUUCCAGGGUGGAUUCAAACUGGUCAGCAUGCGUAUCAGUGAGGCCACAUCACUCUCCCCUCCCUCUGCCUCUCCGUAAUGAAUCGCCUCUGCCGCAAUACCCGCCAUGCUGA